AUGGAGGGCGGGCGGCGCGGAGAGGCCGCGGCGGCGGCGGCCGGGGACGGGCCCGCGCCCGUGUUCACCCUGGAGGAGGUGGCGAAGCGCAACUCCAGCCGUGAGGCCUGGCUGGUGAUCCACGGGCGCGUGUACGAUGUCACCCGGUUCCUGGACGAGCACCCAGGUGGAGAAGAGGUGCUGCUUGAGCAAGCUGGCAGAGAUGCCACUGAGAGCUUUGAAGACGUGGGGCAUUCCACAGAUGCCAGGGAGAUGCUGAAGCAGUACUACAUCGGAGAGGUGCACCCGAGUGAUCGUGAAAAGCAAGGUUCUAAGAAUUCAAGUAGGACAUCCUCAGACCAAACCAGUUCCUGGUCGACAUGGCUGAUCCCCAUCUUUGGAGCACUGGUUUUAGGUUUAAUGUAUCGUUAUUACAUGGCAGAUGGGAAAAGCUCCUGAGUUGGCCUUGCUGGGGCCUCAGACAGCCUGAGAAGAGGGAGACAGAGUGUGUGUGUGCAACACGUGGAGUUCUGCUGCCCUUAGCCUUCCCGCCUUGCUUUUAGCUCUGAGUCUGUCAAGUGAUGUUGAUAUCCAUGGGACCAAGCUAAUUCCAAACUCUGUCCUAACUCUGGGACCCACAGAUCUGUUGUACCUCCCUCUUGCCGUGGCAGGGAACGAGGAACUCCUGUUGUUCCCUGCCCUUGGCGUGGUGUCCCUCAUGCUCUCUCUCGCUCUCUCUCGCUCUCUGACUUUACCCCAGACAACCUUUUCUCUCAAUGCCUUUGCGUUAAGCCAGACACCAUGAAAGAGCUGCCCCGGGCCUGUGGCUCUGCCUCAGCCCUUCACACAGUCGGGAACCAUCUGCCAGGUGUCUCCAGCCCUUGCCAGCAAGGAUGUCCAGAGUUUGGUUCUGCAGGAACGUUCCCAGAGCGUGCAGGCAGCACCAGCUGGAGCUGCAGGGAGUUGUUGGGUUGGCCUCCUCUUUCUGUUCCUGUCUGUUUUUAACGGUUAAACAAAUACAUGGAUUUUAAAAGUGAUUCCGUUCAUUUUGUAAUAUUUGUACUUGUCCCUUUGGAAUGUAUAUCCUGUGAGCAACUUAUGCUGAAUCCUGGUUGGUUUGGGUGUUUUGUGCUGUGCGUGGCAGAGCCAGUGGGAACUGGCGUGUGGCUUCUGGAAAUGCAGAUUCUUCUUUCUCCCUGAGGUCAUGAUCUGACACAUGUACAGGAAACCAAACUCAUUCUUACGUACUGUGAAUGUGCACCAGAUGGGGACGACAAUUAAAUCUGGUCUCUUCUCCCAAAAUGAAAAGGGAAAAGAAAUGCAUUUGGGAUUUGUGGAUAAUGCUGGUUUUGUCUGGGAAUAGAGGAGAGUAUUUCCCUCUUGCCCUGUUUUUGUGUGUUGUGCAGUCGGCCUUGAAGUGCAGACAGUGCACAGUUUGCUUCCUGUGCUGAGGCAGGAACCUUUCCAGCUCUUCCAGCACACUGAUCUGGGCUUUGGGAUCUGCUAAAUAAAGGGAAGUGGUGUCCUG
Molecule: messenger RNA, 1507 nt
Organism: Melozone crissalis (California towhee)
Lineage: Eukaryota; Metazoa; Chordata; Aves; Passeriformes; Passerellidae
Product: cytochrome b5
Exons: 5
Coding region: 1-438 (145 amino acids)
Cellular component (GO): mitochondrial outer membrane; intracellular membrane-bounded organelle
Molecular function (GO): heme binding
Source: RefSeq, a predicted model, not a curated record